GAGCCACAAUAAUGUGUUUGUGAAGGAUCUUGGGACAUCGUUUCACGCGAGUUACGUAAAGCUGUUGCUGUUUCGUGUUCCCAGCAAACAUUCUUUUUGCAGUAUUUGGCUUUUGUGAAAGAGUUGCAAUAACUGAUGCCACGCCUUUCGCGGCCCGAGCCAACAAAACACAUUUUUGAAAGAUAAAAGGUUGUUUUGAAGUGUGCAGUGUUGCGUAGGGAACAGACAAAUUGUAAAACUGCAACGAGGGGGUAGAGUUCAGGGUCAGCAGGGUCGAGCUGAUUCUACCCAGUGAAGGAAAGCGGAAUGGCGUUAGUGCGCAGUCUGGUAUCUGCUUCUUGGCUGGACAAGGCGAUAAGUAGCGCUAAGGCCGGGCCGCUGCGGGUCCUGGACUCCUCCUGGUACCUCCCGAAGUUGCAGCGGGACGGCAAGAAGGAAUUCAAGGAGAAGCACAUCCCCGGCGCUAUCUUCUUCGACUUGGACGAAUGCAGCGACCACUCCUCCCCUUACGAGCACAUGAUGCCCGGGCAGGAGCAUUUCUCCCGAUACGUGGGCAACCUGGGUAUCUGCAACGACACCCACGUCGUGAUCUACGACGCCAGUGAUUUCGGAAUGUACUGUGCCCCCCGGGUCUGGUGGAUGUUCCGGGCCUUCGGUCACAGCCGGGUGUCGGUGCUGGACGGCGGCUUGCUCAACUGGUGCAGGGAUGGUUUCCAGGUGACUUCGGAAUUGCGGCGCUACCCCGUGGCUGAGUACAAGGCAAACGCCAAACCCUGCGUUAAAACUUACCGGGAGAUCCUGGACAACAUCCGGAGCAAACAGUUCCAGCUGGUGGAUGCCAGGUCUGAGGGCAGAUUCAAAGGGACCGAGCCUGAACCCAGAGAAGGUAUUGAACCUGGGCACAUCCCUAACAGUAUUAAUAUCCCCUUUAAUAUGUUCCUGGAUCCAGAGACUCGAAGGAUGAAGAGUGAGAAGGAGCUGCUGCACUUGUUUGAGGAUCACAAUAUCGACCUGAAGAAACCACUGGUAGGGACCUGUGGCACUGGGAUCACUGCCUGCUUUGUCGCUUUUUGUGCCCACCUCUGUGGGAAAGAAGAUGUGAUGAUCUAUGAUGGCUCCUGGCUAGAGUGGUUCGCACAAGCCGACCCCAGUCACAUUAUCUCAGAGACAUGAGAAAAUCAAAUAGGCAGCACUGAAAUCAAUGUUUUAGAUUGUCCUAUUCCAGUAUCAAGAUUAGUAGAUAAUUUGGGUGUUCUAUUUGAAUAGCCAAGGAGUCUACGUUUUAUGGUGUUGGAGGUAGGAUGAGGAUAUCAUUUAAAAUCAAGCAGCUACUUCAAAGGUUCAAUCUAUUCCCUGUUAGAAGGGUCCUCCGGGCACUUAGCAAGUGUUCUUCUGUGUAUACAUGGCAACAGUCAAUGGCCCUGUUUUGUAAUGUUGCUUCAGUCAUAAUUGUGUAUUUCUCAAGUGAUAAUUUGCCUGGAGACUCAAUCUUUUUCACAAACUGCAGAAGGGUGGCCGAGAACAGCUUUAAGUGCUGAGUCGGUGAUAGAAUGUUGGUGGGGGUUUCCUGACAAUGAAGGGAAAUGAAUCCAUUUCUGGGAAAGGCCUGGCACCUUCCAGAAUCAUUCACAGUUUUGUUUCUUGCCAUGUUUGAGGCACUGUGUUGUUAUUUCCUGAAGAUGCUAGACAUGCUGAGGCUGAGUGUCUGCUGAAUUUCAAAAUGCUUCUCUCAGGUGAUAUCCUCCUUGAAUGCUGUAACUGCUCUCUGCGUAGCCAAGAUUUCAGUGUGAGACCAGAUGACUUUUGAUGAAUAUUGGAUGCCAGAAGUUGAAAUAUGAGUCUGGCAUUCUCUUCCCUUUCAAAGUGAAAUUGUUUGUUAUUGAGUCAAACUUCCCUUUGUUAUUAACAUCGUAAACUGUUCAGCCUGUGUUAACAGAACAUCACUUGUGGGUCAGAAGUUAGCUUACUUAUGCUGCAUCUAACUGUGUGAGAGAAAUGAAGGGUAAAUCUCUGUUCUAUUCCUUAUCUAAGCCACGUAACUGAAAAUUCAAAACAUUUCCCGUCAGCAAGGAAGAAAUAUAGUAGAGAGGAGUAACACUUGGAUAAACUCUGCAUCCUAACCAGACUUGCUGUAUAGAAACUGAGACUAUUUUCAGGGCAAGUGUGUAUCUAAUCUCCAGUUCCAAUUUGAGUAAUUGGAAUAAAGUUGACAGUAAUGCUGGUCUCAAUUGCAGAAUUAAGUAGCAUCCGUGUUAAAUCCAAAGUUUGCAUGCAGUGACCAAUUCCUGACAUUGCAAUGAAACCUGUAUCUUUAAAUAGCAUUCUGAAUAUUUUCCAGCAGCAUGUUCUGGCUGGUUAUCCAUCUUUGUAUACUUAAUACUUACCGAAUGUGCCUCUGACCUUCUCAGUUUUCCACACAGACCAAGUGUGCUGUAAUGUAGAUUUAUACUAUAAAUCGCAAAAGGAGAUGGAACAUUGUGCAAAAAAGCCUUCCUUGUACAUCUCAUUGUGACUAAACUAAAUAAUGCUACAGGCUUUGGCAGAUCAAUACCAAGGUAAUCUAAUUUGCUGCUGUAACAAUCUUCCCUCAGGCUACUUGAAAUGUUUAAUUAAAAAGCUUGAGUUUGAAGGAUUUAUGUGAGACAAAUAGGUCCAGAUUACUUCAAGAGAACCUUAAUUAAGAUGAAUAUUCAAAGAGGGAAUGAGGGCAUUAGUGUUACUGCAUAAAUUUGAUGAAUUGUUUAAUGUGUACCUGAAAAUACAAAGUAGAUAAGAUAAAAUGAGAAGUCAAACAAUCUGAAGAAUUCAUUAAUCUGUAACAGACAACCAACUGAGUUUGCAGCAACACUAUAGGGCUCAGUGUUAUGUCUUUCUUCCCAUGAGUUUUCAGUGCUAUACUUUGCAUUCAAAGUAUCAAUUGCGUGUGUCUGGAAAUUCCUCUGUUCAUUUCAAUGGGUAAUGUGGACAAAGGAAAUAGAUAGUGGAAUUUCUGCCAAUGGCGUCCACCUUCUUGGUUAGCUGGCUUGGGUUCAAGUCCCACAUUAAAAAACUUCCAGCACAAAAUCUAGACUGACUCUACAGUGCAGCAUCCAAGGAGAGCUGCACUGCCAGAAAUACCCUGUUUCUAGUGAGACAUUAAACCAAGGCCUUGAAUACACAGUCUCAGAUCAAAGCAAGAGGAAAAUAAACAACAUUACAGUUUCAGGUCAUUAACUUUCCACUGAAAGGAGUGUUAAUACUUUUUGUAAUUGCUAAUUAUGUUCCUGACCCAACGAAUGCCAAUUGUAAUCAUUUCAAUAAAAUUAAUUCAGUUGAGUAACUAUUUUUAUUUGAAUCCUUUUGCAUCAAAGAGGAGGAAACAGAACAUUGCAUUAAACACCAUUUUUAGAAAUGGAUUAGAUUUUACUUACAAAGGUAACAAAGUGUGGAGCUGGAUGAACACAGCAGGCCAAGCAGCAUCUCAGGAGCACAAAAGCUGACGUUUCAGGCCUAGACCCUUCAUCAGAGAUCUUCCUGAGAUGCUGCUUGGCCUGCUGUGUUCAUCCAGCUCCACACUCUGUUAUCUUGGAUUCUCCAGCAUCUGCAGUUCCCAUUAUCACUAGAUUUUACUUACAGUUCAUUUGAUCCACCUGUUAUCCUUGCUGUCAAGGCAAGUAACAAUGAAAAAGGUGUAGGUUGUGAAUUUUAUCUCUCAGAACCCAAAGUCUCAAAUGUGCUCCUUCUGCAACCAAGGUAUACAGAACCAAAAUAUUUGAUGAAAAAGAGAGAGUGGAGCAAGAAGGAAUGUAGUAGUACCUAACAGUACAGCAAGGAGAAUGGACACUGUUCUUUGCAGCAAAGACUAUGUAUCCUGACAACUGUAUCAUCUGCCCAGUGCCAGGCUUGAGGGUGUCUGCCCUAGGCUGACGAGAAAUCUGCAUUGAAAAGGGAGGAAUUCAGAAGUCAUGGUGGUAAGUUAAUAAACAGAACCUGAUAGGUCCAAAUUUCUGGAUUACUAUUCAAGGCAUAUGCAAAUUGGCAGAGUGAAUAAGAUAAGAGAAAUUAAUGCAUAGUUCAAAGACUGGGUGAAGUGAGUGCCAGUUCAUGGGGCACUAGCACCAACAUGGGAGAAAGUACAGUUUGUCCUGUUGGAAUAGCGUACGCCUGAACUAUGCCGGGACUGAUGUUCCAGUGAGUUGCAUAGCUAGGGACAAUGAAAAGGGCUUUAAACUAAACAAGGCAUUGAGGGGUCAAGUUUGGUAGGCGUAGUAAAACAAUGUAGAGUCGAGACAGGUGCUCAAAUUGGGAAUAUGGCAAACGAGGGUCAGAAAAUUGCAGGAAGGCACAAGGAGUGGAAAAAAGUCUAACAAUGCAUCAACAGUCAGGAUUACAGGACAUAAAUAUAACAAAAAGACAAAACCAAGGCAUUUUCUGAAACGGGAAAAAAAACAAAUUGUUGGAGAAACUUAUUGGUCAGGCAGCAUCUGUAGACAGAAGACAAAGUUAACGUUUUUAGUUCAGUGACCCUUCAUACCUGAAAGCAGUUAGGACAAAGGUGGUAUUUCUGCUGAUUAUAUGGGAAUUGGAGGGUGAAGGCAAGAGUAGACAGAUAGGGAAGAAGUCCAAAGAGAAAAAUAAAUGAUAGGCAGACAAAGUUAUUGUUGGUAAACGGGGAAGAAAAGAAGCUAGGUAAGUGAUAAUCGUCUAAUUUACUCCUCCAUGUCUUCGGUCAAAUGUUGAAGUAAUAAUAGCUCCACCCAAUCUGAAGCUGUCUUAGUUUUUACGAAAAGGUGAUUUGAGUUAUUGCUGAAUACUUGAAGUGAUUAAAUGUCUGUUCUUGUAAGUUCUUGCAAGUUCUGAUGAGGAAUGCAAAAUGUAUUAAUUGCAGACUUCACCCGAUGAUGGGGCAGCACUUGGAAAGCUUAUGCUUUUAAAUAAACCUUUUGGAUUAUAA
Messenger RNA from Stegostoma tigrinum, 4933 nucleotides. RefSeq names its product mercaptopyruvate sulfurtransferase (gene mpst). Gene Ontology annotation, molecular function: thiosulfate-cyanide sulfurtransferase activity. Gene Ontology annotation, cellular component: mitochondrion. Bases 307 to 1173 code for a protein of 288 amino acids. The transcript has 2 exons. The record is from RefSeq and is a predicted model, not a curated record. Gene Ontology annotation, biological process: transsulfuration. NCBI's taxonomy places the organism in Eukaryota, Metazoa, Chordata, Chondrichthyes, Orectolobiformes, Stegostomatidae.